AUGAAGAAACUGGCACGCACGCUGUCUUCGCGCGGCAGCAACCCAAAAUCUCAUCCCCAUCCUCCUCCUCAUCCACCAUCGCCCUCAAGUGGUGUUAACCCUCAUCAUCAAGCGAACCGGGCUCGUGCUCGAACAUCCUCCCUGACGAGCCCGAUCCCGCCUCACACGCAUCUCCAUUUCCCGCAGUGCCCACACACCACUCCCCCGACGCCCCGACCGGCCCGGUUGCCGGCCGUGCUGAGGACCGAGGUCGUCGAGAAUGCCGUCGCGGCAGAUACCCCAGACGCUUCAGGGUUGGGUGGCACCGCGGCGGACACGGACCGCAGCAGGGGUGUCGUAGAAGUGCGGCAAUUCCUGACCACGCCGACGCACUGUCUCGACUGCACGCUCGCGCUGGCCGCGCAGCAUGAAUCCUGGAUCCGAGAGCUCUGCGACGGCGCGGUGCGGGAGGCGAGGUUGAGGCUCGUCGAAUUGAGGUCGGGUCUGGCUGCUGCUGCUGCUCCUGCUGCUGCAGAUGCUCAUGACGACGACGACAAAAAGGAGCAGAUCAAGUUCCAGGCCGAGAUCCAACGUUACGAGCAGCGCAUCGAAGAACACCUGCGCACGCGGGACGGCGAUGUCAAGCAGGUGUGGGACCGCGUGCGUAAGGACUGGGAGGGCGGUGUUCGAGAGGUGGUCAGAGACGACGGCACGGGCGAGGCCGAGGAACGGUGCGUCUUUGUGGUGCCCUGGGAGGCCGAGGGAGAGGUGGUGGAUACGGCGGCUGUGUCUGUCCCUCUCCAGGAAGGGAUCGUGGCGCAAAAGGGGAGUGUGAAGGUUGCGUGGAUACCGAUGGGUGUGAGUGAGAGUCAGUGA
This is a messenger RNA of Fonsecaea monophora, 855 nucleotides long. RefSeq lists its product as hypothetical. The record is from RefSeq and is a predicted model, not a curated record. Bases 1 to 855 code for a protein of 284 amino acids. Lineage: Eukaryota; Fungi; Ascomycota; Eurotiomycetes; Chaetothyriales; Herpotrichiellaceae. The transcript has a single exon.